Messenger RNA from Fraxinus pennsylvanica, 1746 nucleotides. The record is from the annotation of a GenBank genome assembly. NCBI's taxonomy places the organism in Eukaryota, Viridiplantae, Streptophyta, Magnoliopsida, Lamiales, Oleaceae.
AUGAACCAGCAAGAAUUGCAUCCAAAGAAACCCAAAGGUGGGUUCAUUACCAUGCCAUUCAUUAUAGCAAAUGAGGCAUUUGAGAAGGUGGCAAGUUAUGGGCUGUUACCCAAUAUGAUAUUUUAUCUAAUGAGAGUAUACAAUAUGGGAGUCACAAGAGCUACCAAUAUAAUCUUCUUGUGGUCUGCAGCUACAAAUUUCAUGCCCCUAAUUGGAGCUUUUGUUGCAGAUUCAUUUCUGGGUCGGUUCUUAACCAUUGGCCUUGGAUCUAUCGCCAGUCUUUUGGGGAUGAUCCUUCUAUGGCUAACAGCUAUGGUUUCCAAAGCAAGUCCUCCACCUUGUGAUCAAUUGGCCCACAGCUGUAAAUUUGCCUCACCGGCACAAUAUGCUCUCCUGAUUUCCUCAUUUGGCCUUAUAUCCGUUGGUGCUGGUGGUAUUAGGCCGUGCUCCUUAGCAUUUGGAGCCGAUCAGCUAGACAAAAGAGACAAUCCCGACAAUGAUAGGGUGCUGGAAAGCUUCUUUAGUUGGUAUUAUGCUUCAGCAGCUGUUUCAGUUCUUAUUGCUUUAACCGGCAUUGUUUAUAUUCAAGAUCACUUGGGAUGGAAAAUUGGUUUUGGAGUUCCUGCACUUCUCAUGUUCGCCUCAACUCUACUCUUUUUCCUUGCAUCUUCAUUGUACGUCAAACAGAAAGCAAGCAAGAGCUUGUUUACUGGCUUUGCGCAGGUCCUUGUGGUCGCAUACAAAAACAGAAAGCUAGCGCUUGCCCUGUAUAACUCAAAUCGUUAUCAUCACGAGAAAGGCUCUGAGUUUACCAUGCCAACUGACAAGCUAAGGUUCUUAAACAAGGCUUGUGUUAUCAAGAAUCCUGAAGAUAUAUCUUCUUCCGGAGUUGUUUCGAACAGGUGGAAUUUAUGCACAAUAGAACAAGUCGAGGAGUUAAAAGCACUUAUAAGAGUCAUCCCUAUAUGGUCUACUGGGAUAAUGGUAUCAAUAAAUAUAAGCCAAAGUUCAUUUCCCUUGCUUCAAGCUAGCUCCAUGGAUAGACAUAUAACUUCAAGCUUUGAAAUUCCAGCUGGCUCAUUUGGGAUGUUUACGAUCAUUACUAUAACGAUUUGGGUUGUUCUAUAUGAUCGUGUAAUUAUACCACUGGCAUCGAAAAUUAUUGGGAAGAAAGUACAUCUUGGUGUGAAGUUAAGAAUGGGAAUCGGGAUUUUCUUCUCAUGUAUGGCUAUGGUAGUUUCUGGCAUAGUGGAGCACGUUCGUAGGAGCAAGGCAAUGGAGCAAGGAUUAUCAAACAAUCCCCAUGCAGUGGUAAACAUGUCUGCUAUGUGGCUUAUACCUCAAAAUAUCUUAAGUGGACUAGCAGAGGCUUUUAACGCAAUCGGCCAAACGGAAUUCUAUUAUUCCGAGUUCCCGAAAAGCAUGUCGAGCAUUGCAUCGUCGCUGUUCGGGGUUGGGAUGGCGAUAGCAAACUUGCUUGCAAGUGUUAUACUCAGCUUUGUGGACAAUCUUACCAGAUCACAAAGGAAAGAGAGUUGGGUUUCUAGUAAUAUCAACAAGGGUCACUAUGAGUAUUACUAUUGGCUUCUUGCAAUUAUGACUUUCAUUAAUUUGAUUUAUUUUCUUGUUUGUAGCUGGGCUUAUGGAUCUUGUGUUGGUAAGGUAGCAAAAACUAGUACUGAAGGAAAUGAAUUGGAGGAAAAAUCCUCCGUACCAAGAACACCACUUGGGGUAUCGAUGUCUUAA